UAGCGAGACGACUGAUUGAGUCACUUGCUUCUCUUCCAAGAACCGACAAGAAAUCUGCCUCAACAAGUGCUAUAUAAAGAGAGAUUCUCGCUGUGAGCGGCCAGUCCUUUCUGCCAUCUUGAUGACAACCUGACUAGUCAGACAGGAGACGGUGCACUCACCACAGGCAGGAGACGGUGCACUCACUACAGGCAGGAGAAGGUGCACUCACUACGGACAGGAGACGGUGCACUCACUACAGACAGGAGACGGUGCACUCACUACAGACAGGAGACGGUGCACUCACUACAGACAGGAGACGGUGCAGGGUGCACUCACCACAGACAAGACAGUUCUAGAAGCGUCCAGCCACCAGCCUCCUAAUUCCGCGAAUUUCAGACUGUCAGUUCUUCAACAACAGACCAGUUUUCCACAAGGCCAACCAUCAUCUGGACGUGGCUAUGGCGAGUUUCUCACAAGAAGCCAGUCGCCGUGUCUGGCUCCUUCUUCUCCUGGUGUCUGCCUGUCACGCCGGAUGUAGGAGAGACAACUGGGGGCUCAGUUUUGACAACAGGGACGGCUUGUCCAGAUGUUCCGGGAGCAACGAGUACAUCAGAGGUUUCUACAGGAAUGUCCGACAGAUCCCAGACCUCCUUUACUCACUAGAAGAGGCGGUGUGCUGUACCUCACCCAGCCCCUACACUUGGGAUAAGACAAUGAUCUACCAGGCCAACUGGUGGGCCAGUUUUGACAGACCAAACACCUGGAACGUCUGUCCGCCCGGCUUCUUUCUACAAGGCAUGCAGCGGACAAAGGGGAGCCAGAGACUGGGGACCAUAGAGGAAGGCCGAUGUAUGAAGCCCGCCUCUCACCCUUACCAUUACGGACACUGCUAUGACCAGAACAUUUUGGCCUCCUUUGACAAUGAAGGAGUUAGCCAGUGCAAAGACGACUACUUCGUUACGGGGCUCUUUCGCUCACAGUGCGACGAGUUGUAUUGCCUUGAGUACUUAAAGUGUUGCAAAAUGGCCCCUCGGCCAGAUGCCAUCGACUCUCUAGAGAAAGCCAAGACCAAAGUGAUGGACAACACGUUGACGGAUAUGGCUGUGCUCGCUCAUUAUCUGGGUUUCGCUCACACCUACAGUUGUCGCGUGCCUUUUAUCGGGGAGGACUUCCGCCGAGAUGGAGACACGUGGCGAGCGGCCAAGAGGGGUCCGUGCACAGAACACAACAACCAACAUCGCCUCAGCAUCAACUACGCCGACUGGAAGUUCUCCAUCAAGAGCAUCUCUUUCGGCAGUCCUGUCAUACAAGACCUUCAGCCUGAGACCAUAGACUCUGGAAUCGUGAGAAACAGAUUUGCCUUCCCGGUGUCGCAUACCAUAUCACGCAGCAGUCACGUGACACGCACUGUCUCCCACACAGUGACCUCCUCUUGGAGACGUGCCCAUGACCUUGGCCUUAGUAUCGGGUACACUCCGGGUGUGUUGGGUGGCCUCAGUGGAAGCGCCAGCUACAACUUUCAUUACGAGACCUCCUCCUCUACAACAGACUCCACCGGCAAGGAACAAUCUCAAUCUUUCACCGUCUCUGAGUCCGUGGAUAUCCCGGCAAACCACGCCGUGAACUACACGUUCAUUCUCUCCAAGACUCGCACAACUGUCCCCUACACCGCCAAAGUCCUCAUCCACUUUUCCACAGAGUUUGAGAGCUUCCUCAAGUACGGGGGAGGCUUCCACAAGCAGGACACCAACUACCACUACGAGCACCGAGGCAGCAGGGACACGCCCACUUUCCGCUACCGCUUUGGCGGAGACAGACUGGCCUUCUACGAAGCUCUGAAACACCAGAGCGACUCCCUGGCUCGCCCCUGGAUGUGGGCGGACAUGAAGGCCAACUGGCCUGGUGCUCAAGCCUUGAUCAACGGCCUGGCCAGUGAAGGGCGCUACGAGUUCACGCUCACCGGAAAGUUUGAUGACGUCAGCGGCAGAGAUCUGAGGGUGGACUGGAGAGAGAUUUCUCCUGACCCCGCUACAUCCGGGGGAUUACGGAAUCGGAGGUCAGCGGGUCAUGGAGGUCAUGGAGGUCACAUCGCCGGUGCAAGAACCACAACCCCGGACGUCUCAGAAAUAGCACCAGCAACAACAGCAGCAACAGCGGCAACAGCGGCAACAGCAGCACAAGAUGUGGACAGCGCCACCAUAGAUAUGGUAGCUCGUGAGCGGCCCGGGGACCCACCCAGCGUGUAUCCGCCUCCUCCUCGCGUGGGGCUAGACCCCGUGUCCCAAGAACAUCAGCCCACAAGUGUACCUAUAAAUCACGAGGCUUAAUACAAUACACUCAAGUGUACCUGUAAAUCACGA
Aplysia californica (California sea hare) is the source of this 2342-nucleotide messenger RNA. Its product is annotated as aerolysin-4-like. The transcript has 2 exons. Gene Ontology annotation, cellular component: extracellular region. Bases 441 to 2309 code for a protein of 622 amino acids. The record is from RefSeq and is a predicted model, not a curated record. Lineage: Eukaryota; Metazoa; Mollusca; Gastropoda; Aplysiida; Aplysiidae.